CAGUGGUUUCGAUGUUUCGAUGGUUUCGGAGUUGUUUGCAGUUUAGGAAGUGCCCGGUAGUUGAGCUCAACGUCGCGCCCGUAGGCAGUCGUGCUUCCAAACAUAUCGUACGUGCAAUCGUAGACGUAGACAUUGCGAAGAAGAGAAUGGUUGCGAGGAAGGAGCCCGUGUCGUGCGACACCUUUGUGGUGCUGCCCCCGGCGACCAAGAACGGGUGCAUCGUCUUCGGCAAGAACUCUGACCGACCCGCAGGCGAGGUCCAGGAGGUGGUCUACGUGCCGAGGACCGUGCACGGCGCUGACGCCAAACUGCAGUGCACCUACAUCGAGGUGGACCAGGUUGCCGAGACCAGCGCCGUGAUGCUGAGCAAACCGGCCUGGAUGUGGGGAGCCGAGAUGGGCGCCAACGAGCAUGGCGUCUGCAUCGGCAACGAGGCGGUCUUCACCCACCUAAAUGGCAGCGAUGACAACACGGAGCGCCUGCUCGGCAUGGACCUUGUCAGGCUCGGCCUGGAGAGGGGCAAGACCGCCCGGGAGUCCCUGGACGUCGUGGUGGCGCUCCUGGAGAAGCAUGGUCAAGGGGGUCCCUGCUCGGACACCAUGCCCUUCACGUACCACAACAGCUUCCUCAUCGCCGACCGCACCGAGGCCUGGGUGCUCGAGACGGCCGGGAAGCUCUGGGCAGCUGAACAAGUCACGAGCGGCUGCCGGAACAUCUCCAACUGCCUCUCGAUCGAGACCAAGAUGGACCUGUGCAGCCAGGGACUGCGAGACAAGGCCAAGGAGCUAGGGCUUUGGGACGAGGGAAAGGGAGACUUCAGCUUCAGGCACGUGUUCAGCACGGGAGAGCAGGACGGCCGGUUCGAGUGCGGCAAGAAGCUCCUUCAACGGCUCUCACAAUCCGGCGACUUCGGAGUGAGUUCGAUGACCACGGUACUCAGGGAUAAGGCUAGCGGCAUUUGCCGAGAUACCCAGCACGAGCGGCCGACUGUGGCCAGCCAGGUGUCGGUUCUUUCGCCCAUGACGUCGGAGAGGCUUUGUUGCCACUGGUUCACGGGCACACCUGACCCAGCUCACUCGGUUUUCAAGCCCUUUGUCUUUUGUGACGAUGUGGUUUCGUCCCGACUGAUCGUAUCGCCGGUCUUCGAGAACGACCCUGCCAAGAAAUCGCCACGAUUCAAGUUUCAAGUGGACCGCCGCCACGUCCUGUACCGUCACCAUGAGCGUGUCCUCAAGAGCAUGCAAGAGGGCACUACGAAGGCUGGCAAGGAACUGCGUUCCCUUCUGGUCGACCUGGAAGACAAGUGUAUGCGGGAAGUGGAGAGCUUCCUCGAGAGCGGCGGCAGCCCACAGGAGCUGCGGGAGCUGUUCAAGGAUGUUGUCGAGACCGAGGUCAAGUUCUACAAGUAGUCUUGUCUUUCGUCUGCAGAGCUUUGUCUAAGGAUCUUCGUCUGCAGAGCUUUGUUUACGGACCUUUGUCCGCGACUCUUUGUCUGCGGAUCUUCGUCUACGGCUCUUCAUCUGUGCCACCACGGCCUUUUUUUUUCUUGCUUUUUUUGCAUAAAAGAAUGGGUGAUGUAAGAUCCUUAGAUUCCUAAGGGGAAAACAUAUGUUUGUGUAAAAGAGCCUCGUGAAUGUGGGAGAGCAACUUGAUUCUGAAGUAAGCUGACUGGCUACUGCGCAGUCCGGCAGAAUAUUUUGUCUUGAUGGGAGAAUGUCACUUGGUUUCUAAAUCUGCUACCAGGGUGCUAGAGAUUACAACUAGAUACUAAGAAGUCCCCUUGUGUGUUUUGUGGUUUCGCCUGUUCGGAAAGUGUAUCCUGUACCCAAAUUGGGUUCAAGAUCUGGAAUUUAGGUUUAUUUUAAAGGUGGCAGAUUGUAAUAUCCUGUUGAAAACUUAAUUGCACAUAGAUUAUGGUUUUGAGGUUCCACAUUGGGACAGCCAGCAUUUAUGCCAGCGACCCAGUAUCUAACAUAAAAACGAACUGUGGUGAAAGUAAUUUCACCAAAUUGAUUGCUGGGUUUCCAAGAACAAGAUUGCUUUGUGAACUGUGGUGAAAGUUGUGCUCGUGGAUUGGAUCUGGUCUUUGAUAUGGCAGUGGAAGUUCGGGAAUGCGUGGAAAGGACCUGACUCGAUGUAGUGUAUACUCAUGCUGCAUGCGUGCGAUUUGGUGGCAAAGGUUUGGUUGAAUGCGAUGGGCUGCAUAUCUUCAUUGCUGCUGUAAUCACCACUAGCGAAAAAGUCUUUCCAGUCUAGGAUAUUUUUGAAAGGAUACAGGAGCAAGAAAUUGCUUCUGUAAUAUGUAAUGAAAAGGUGAAAACUUUUUUCAAGUACGAUAUAGGAUUCUAGAUUUUGAAAGAAGGUUGGGUUGUGCAAUGGUGAGCAUGGAUUUAAGUGGCAUUCUUUGAUGUCUGGUACGCAGAUAGGACUAGCCCCAAAAAAGCUUUAUAAACUAGUGGGUAUGUACAUGAUUACGUUACGAUGGGUCUUUUACAAUGGGUACGGUGGGGUCUUUUUUUUUUUUUUGUCAUUAAGCUUGCACUGUUUGUCAGAAGUAUCUCUGGAGCAAUGAUCAACUAGGAUGAUUUUGGACGAAAACUCAGGAAGUGAAUCGGGCAGUCAAAAAGGACUGCACCUUGAGAGUAAAGUGUCCACUAACAUAUGAGAUGCUUGUGCUUUUAUGCUAGUUGGAAAAUCCUUGCAGCCUAUGCAGAUGUGCCGAAAUCUUCCUAGAAUGAGUUAUCUCAGGCUUCUCUAUCAGAGAAGUUAAAAGCAUCCUAGUUGUAAUACAGAAAUUUAAUGCCAGGAUUUUGCGACUGGCAGCGAUAAGUUCCAUAAAUAUUGUAUGCAUCGUUUUCUGAAGUCAGGUUAUACUAUUGGACAGAGAACAUUCUACAAGAAAUGAAGGCUGCUCGUAGACCUGCGGCAGUUAUUGAUAAAAGUAUUUUAACAUGACGACAAGAGUGGCUUGGUCUUAGAGGAAUGAAAGUAAACUAUUGAGUUGCAGACAAAAACUGACCUAUUUGCACUUUUUCUAUUAGUUUGCAGAAGUACUGCCUUUGAAGUAGUUGAAAUCGCGUUAGUAAUGUGUCAUCAGAAAUAGUUUCAUUUCAAGGCACUGGAAAAUUCAUUUGCACGCUUGAGCACUCAGCUCCGAGAAUGACACUGAAUACUUUGCUAGUGUGGUUGAUACUAUCCUUGCUUUGUGUGCUUUUAUAUGUUAUUUGUGAAAGGCACAAAACAUGAGCAGUGGUUAACAGAAGCUUGCUUUGAGAAAUAUUAUUGUGUCAGGUGCACAACCCUGCUUUAUAUUGUAUCUAUUCUUCAUUCAAUGUAUUUGUUUGCCUCCUAAACUAGCUUGUCUUUAAUAAUGUUCACGCCUAUAUUGAUGCCACAGAAGUGCACUCAAGGUCUGUGUGGCAAAAACAACCAGAAAAGUUGGCUUCAAGGUCGACGUACAACCUCGCUUGUCUGCAUGGAAGAUAGUCGUCUUAGCAUAUCCCCCGAACUGCGAGAGGAGCCAAGUUGAGGCAAGGUAAAACGAGCAAAGCGCGAAGUGUACAUCGACUUUUGAGCAGCCGCAGGUUGAAUGUUAUACAAUCACUUUGCGAAAAGUUGCAGUUGGCCCUUCAGAAAUUACUACAUUCUUUGAUUCAUAUCUUUUACGCAUUACACACUUGUGCAUUUAUCCAUGUUCCUUCAUAUCGUCGCUAGUGAAACCUUUCUAUGUUUUUCUUGUAAUAGCAGAAACUAUUUUUAUUGCUCCUCGUAAUGCUAAUCUUCUAGUGUGGUAGCAUUUUGUGUCAAUUUAUGUAAAGCAACAUCUUUUUGCUUUUUCAAGUUGGCUUUACAGUUGUUCAUGUUAAAUAUUUUCCGUAUAAUGUUAUGGUGCAAAGCAAUUGGACACAUAGUGUUUUUGGUUACUCAUGUUACUGAUCCUUGUGGUGCAAGUUCCUGAUUGAGUUCCUAGUAUAUUUAGUUGCAUAGUCACCUGGUAUUUUUUUUUUAAAUUAUAGUUUGUGGUUUCUGAAGGUGACUUUUCCACCCUCAUGAUAUAUUUCUCAACAUGAGAAGUUCUGUAUUUGUGAUAUGUAUAUAUAACUGCUGCUAUAUUGAUGCCCGUGCAGCAUUAUAGCUUUUUAUUUUUAGGCUUGCUGGUACCAGUGCUUUGCAGCUUUUCAAAGGUAUAUUUAAACUAAUGUGCACUAGUUGUCGCAUUUUUAUGGGAGCAUUUCUUGUGUGCAUCGGCAACUAUGCUUAAAUAAAGGUGGAUAUUCCAGAA
Molecule: messenger RNA, 4282 nt
Organism: Ixodes scapularis (black-legged tick)
Lineage: Eukaryota; Metazoa; Arthropoda; Arachnida; Ixodida; Ixodidae
Product: secernin-2
Exons: 8
Coding region: 12-1409 (465 amino acids)
Biological process (GO): proteolysis
Molecular function (GO): dipeptidase activity; cysteine-type exopeptidase activity
Source: RefSeq, a predicted model, not a curated record